AUGAGAAGGAACUUUCAAGAUCUCAUAAAAAAUCCUCCUGCAAAUGCAUAGAGAGAGCAGAAACCUAAAUAGCCUGCAGUGGUAUAGGUGGCUGAAUGGAAUAAGGCAUUGGAAUAUUUGGAUGCAGGGGACAUCAAUAAGGCAUAUGAAGAAAUAUUGAUAUCAGAGGACGAUUUGUAUUUGUUGAGGUUGAUGACAAUCACGGGGCCUUGUGUCAAUAAAUUGAAUCAGAAGGUUGCCUUCCAAUUGCACCAGAAGAUUAAGUUAUUGAUGAAGUCAGAAUUUUGGAAGGUGCUUGCAUUGCAAAUGUUGGGCAAUCUCUCAUCUAAAUAGGAAUGUUUGAGGAUAGAAUAAAAGCAAAAGUUACAGCAAUUGCUCUAUUAAUGGAGUAAGUCAUGGUAACCUCAGAUUAGUAAGGAAACUGUGUUAUUGUACAAUUCAGGAGUGUUUAAACCUGAUCAUAUUAUUUGA
Messenger RNA from Paramecium octaurelia, 471 nucleotides. NCBI's taxonomy places the organism in Eukaryota, Ciliophora, Oligohymenophorea, Peniculida, Parameciidae. The record is from the annotation of a GenBank genome assembly.